Messenger RNA from Electrophorus electricus (electric eel), 2222 nucleotides. RefSeq names its product isovaleryl-CoA dehydrogenase (gene ivd). NCBI's taxonomy places the organism in Eukaryota, Metazoa, Chordata, Actinopteri, Gymnotiformes, Gymnotidae. Gene Ontology annotation, cellular component: mitochondrion. Gene Ontology annotation, molecular function: flavin adenine dinucleotide binding; 3-methylbutanoyl-CoA dehydrogenase activity. Gene Ontology annotation, biological process: L-leucine catabolic process. The record is from RefSeq and is a predicted model, not a curated record.
GGAAAGAAAAUAACUCCAGUAAGGUUGUACAAGUUGUUUAGACUUCGUAUUAGGGUGGUAGGCCGGCUUCACUGUCUACCUUCGUUUAAGUGCAUUUGUUGCUCCAGAAUGUUUGCAGUAAGGGGAAUAUUACGACUUGCACAAAGAUUAUCAAAUGCCACUGCCUCACGACGUGGAUGUGCUGGCGCUAUUCCUGUGGAUGACAUCGUAAACGGUCUUACAGAUGAACAAAUUCAGCUCAGACAUACAGUAAAGAGAUUCUGUCAGGAAAAGCUAGCCCCCUAUGCUGAUGAAAUUGACAAGGCAAACGAGUUCCCACGUAUGAGGGAGUUUUGGAAGGAAGCAGGAGAACUUGGACUCCUUGGCAUCACAGCUCCAGUGGAGUAUGGAGGCACGGGACUGGGCUAUCUUGAUCAUGUGAUUGUGAUGGAGGAGAUAUCUCGCGUAUCAGGAGCUAUUGCGCUUAGCUAUGGCGCACAUUCUAACCUUUGUGUCAAUCAAAUGGUGCGCCAUGGCAACCAGAAGCAAAAAGAGAAGUACCUACCAAAGCUGGUUACAGGAGAACAUGUGGGUGCCUUGGCAAUGAGUGAGUCCAACUCAGGCUCCGAUGUAGUGUCCAUGAAACUAACUGCAAGGAAAGAGGGUGACCAUUAUGUGUUAAAUGGUAAUAAAUUCUGGAUUACUAACGGACCAGAUGCAGACGUCCUCAUCGUGUAUGGGAAGACAAACCCAGAGGCAGCCGCCCGCGGCAUCACUGCUUUCAUUAUAGAAAAGGGAAUGCCUGGUUUCAGCACAGCACAGAAGCUGGAUAAGUUUGGAAUGAGAGGCUCCAACACCUGUGAAAUAAUCUUUGAGGACUGCAAGGUUCCAGAGCAGAAUAUGUUGGGCCCAGUGAACAAAGGCGUGUACGUCUUGAUGAGUGGUCUUGAUCUAGAGAGGCUGGUGCUUUCAGCUGGACCCAUUGGCAUUAUGCAAGCUGUGCUUGACCAUGCAAUUCCCUAUCUGCACAUUCGAGAAGCCUUUGGACAAAAGAUUGGCCACUUCCAGCUCAUGCAAGGAAAGAUGGCUGACAUGUACACUCGGCUUAGUUCAUCCCGGCAGUACUUGUACAACGUUGCCCGUGCUUGUGACAAGGGCCACUUCAGUUCCAUGGACUGUGCUGGGGUAAUCCUUUAUUGUGCUGAGAAUGCAACUCAAGUUGCUUUGGAUGGGAUUCAGUGCUUGGGUGGAAAUGGUUACAUUAAUGACUACCCAAUGGGCCGCUUCCUCAGGGAUGCUAAGCUCUAUGAGAUUGGCGCAGGCACCAGUGAGGUCAGGAGGAUGGUCAUCGGCAGGUCCUUCAAUGCCAUGUUUAAGUAGGGCCGCACCUGAGAAGGAAGCUACAAGGUCAUCAGUGACUGUGCUCUGAAUACUGUGAAGAGAUCAAACAAUCAUAUUUCCAGAAGAUUUAGAUAAAGGACUCCGUUGGUGUCAGCCAAAUGAUUUCAGGGUACAGUAGUGGUGGAUUACAAUUGAUAAUUUACUAGAAUGCAUAGCAUCAGAUUAGGUACAGCUAUAGAGUAAAUCUACCUAAUAAAGUGAUCAUUCAGUGUUUCUCACCAUCCUCAUAUGGUCAGCAUUUUAGUAAUUUCUGUUUGUAUAGGAGACAAAGACAGAGCACAUAUUGUCAAAAAUAUGUUUAAGCCACUCUGGAUAAGAGCGUCUGGCAAAUUCCAUAAAUGCAAACGUCUACUGGCUCCUACUAGUAGAUGUCAAAAUCCAUUUUUUGCUGCAUUUUAUUAUUUUCUCUUUCGCCAAUGCCAUUUUCUUUAUGUAGUUUGGUGACAUUAAGUAAUUAGGUAUGAGGAUGUAUUCUCCAUCCAUUAAUUCUCUACUGUUUCUCUUGUUGUCAUCUUUCUGUGUUUUCACUUUCACUGUAUGACAUCCUUUCUAAAGUUUAAUUUGCUCGCAUCUCAGUUCUAAUGCUUUACACUAGCACUUUUGCCUUCAUUACUCUCUUACCCACCCUAACCAAGCACAGCAGUCUGCUGUGUGUUUAUAGAUAAUGUAUAAAUUAAACUUCUAGGCAAGCAAUUUGCUAAGUAAAAAAUCUUGAAUUAACGUAAAUAAUAGAUAGAAACAAGUUAAAGGGUAUCUUAUAAAGUUCGCCAGUAAUCCUUUUUUUAUGAAACGGAUACAAUGACAUCUUGUUUAAAAAUGAAUAAAACUUUAUUAACCUUCUA